AUCAAGACACCAGGACAAUGAUCGGGGUCGCAUUUUAUCUUGAACGUCAACAAUGAUGUAGGUAGGGAGCUUGGGAGGAUGAACUCGUGGCUCAAAUACCUGUGGGAAACAAGGCCGACAUCUUUUAUAGUUUCGGGAAUCGUCACAUCAGCUGUUGCCUAUGGAAUCUACAAAUUAAUCAUAUUCUUUCAAGAAUCAGAAUGCAAGCCCGAUGAAUACUUCCGACACGUUCAAAACGUAACUCGUUCGGAGCGUCCGAGGACACGAGUACUUGUGGUCGGACUGGAUGGGAGCGGGAAAACCGCAUUUGUGGAGUGUCUAAGUAAGGGAAAGGAAAAGAAUGAAAUGCCGCGACCAACUGUCGGCUUCAACGUCAAGUCUGUCACCAUAGGGGACGUCAUGUUCGAUAUCUGGGAUGUUGGUGGAUCAGAAAUGUGUAGAACUUAUUGGAAGGAAUUUGUAAAAGGGAUCCAUGUAAUAGUUUGGGUGGUGGAUUCAACGGCAAGCAAGGCGAGGUUAGAAGAGAAUGCUGACGAACUGAAAAGGUUUCUGAGUUUGGAGGCCGCUAAUAACAUUCCAAUUCUGUUUAUUGCAAGUAAACAGGAUCGAGAAAAUGCCCUUCCUCCAGAUGAAGUGAUGCGACAGAUACAAGCACAAGAAAGUAUUGGUAGAAACCGGAAGUGCGCCGUUGUUGGAACCGAGGUUGUCCCAGGUGGAGGACGGAAGGGGAUAUGGGAUUCGUAUAAGCAGCUUGUUUAUUUAACCUCAUAGCAUCAUAGGGAAUUGUUUUUAUUUUGACAAAAUAACUCAUUUUUAUUAAUUAUAAAAUAUAUUUU
Saccostrea cuccullata (small rock oyster) is the source of this 836-nucleotide messenger RNA. RefSeq lists its product as uncharacterized. Gene Ontology annotation, biological process: cilium assembly. The coding region runs from base 79 to 771 and encodes 230 amino acids. Gene Ontology annotation, molecular function: GTP binding; GTPase activity. Gene Ontology annotation, cellular component: cytoplasm; microtubule cytoskeleton. NCBI's taxonomy places the organism in Eukaryota, Metazoa, Mollusca, Bivalvia, Ostreida, Ostreidae. The record is from RefSeq and is a predicted model, not a curated record. The transcript is spliced from 4 exons.